Molecule: messenger RNA, 1524 nt
Organism: Empidonax traillii (willow flycatcher)
Lineage: Eukaryota; Metazoa; Chordata; Aves; Passeriformes; Tyrannidae
Gene: RIOX2
Product: ribosomal oxygenase 2
Exons: 10
Coding region: 15-1430 (471 amino acids)
Cellular component (GO): nucleolus
Molecular function (GO): histone H3K36 demethylase activity; histone H3K4 demethylase activity
Source: RefSeq, a predicted model, not a curated record
UCCCGCGCGGGAAUAUGCCCAAGAAAGGAGGGAAGCAUGCUGAAAUGGGAAAAGAAACACAGACACACUGUAAACGAGCAAAGCUGGAAGCAGCUUGUUCUCCAUCAGUCCUGUGUUUUGAGAACCCAGACAGCCUCUUCAGAAGCUUGAUCUCCCCCAUCAAAGAAGAGGUGUUUUUCAAGGAGUACUGGGAGCAAAAGCCACUGCUUGUCCAGAGAAAUGAUCCCCUGGUGGCAGCUUACUACCUGUCCCUGUUCCAGCUGUCAGACUUGAAGGAACUGUGCAGCCAGGACCUGUAUUAUGGGCGAGAUGUGAAUAUCUGCAGGUGUGUGAAUGGAAAGAAGAAGGUUUUAAAUAAAGAAGGCAAAGUGAAUUACAUGCAGCUGAAGAAGGAUUUUGACCAGAAAAAGGCAACAAUACAGUUUCAUCAGCCUCAGAGAUUUAAGGAGGAGCUGUGGAAGAUUCAGGAGAAGCUGGAGUGCUACUUUGGGUCUCUGGUGGGGUCCAAUGUUUACAUCACUCCCCAGGGAUCCCAGGGCCUUCCCCCUCACUAUGAUGAUGUCGAGGUGUUUAUCCUUCAGCUGGAAGGCGAGAAACACUGGCGGCUCUAUAAACCAACGGUGCAUUUAGCUCGGGAGUAUAAUGUGGAAUCAGAAGAUAGGAUUGGGAAUCCCACACAUGAGUUCAUAUUAAAGCCAGGUGACUUACUGUACUUCCCAAGAGGGACCAUCCACCAAGCUGACACUCCUCUUGGGACCUCCCACUCAACACAUGUGACCAUCAGUACCUACCAAAACAACUCUUGGGGAGACUUCUUACUGGAUGCAAUUCCUGGCCUGGUGUUUGACACGGCAAAAGAUGACGUGGUGCUGCGAACGAGCAUCCCAAGGCAACUGCUGAUGCAGGUGAAUACAGCUGACUCCACCAAAAAGCUGAGCAGUCUUUUGAGGAGGCUUGCAGACCACCUGGACCACACCAGGGAACUGAGGUCAUCUGACAUGAAGAAGGACUUCAUUAUGCACCGGCUGCCACCUUGCUUGGGAUGUGACUCUGGUUCCUUGACUCCAGGUGGGAAAUUGCCAAAAAUAGACAGCAAAAUCAGACUGCAGUUCAGAGAUCACGCUCUCAUCUCCGUGGAACCAGAUCAAGAGAAUGCUGAUGAAAUUCGCAGGGAGAUGGUUUAUGUGUACCAUUCCUUAAAGAACAGGAGAGACACUCACAUGAUGGGGACAGAAGAUGACACUGCUAGUGAGGAUGGCACGUCACAGCAGACUCACGGGCUCCGCUUUCCUUUGUCAUACUUGGAAGCACUGAAGCAGAUUUGGAGUAGCAGCACUGUUAAUGUUAAAGAGCUUAACCUCACCUCAGAUGAAGAGAAGGAAAACCUUGCUUUGUCCCUGUGGAGUGAAUGUCUGAUUGAAGUUCUUUGAUGCUUCUGUGAAUGAGCUGCUCCUCUAAAGGAGUGUUUCUGGCUAUUAAGCAUCUCUUAAGAGGGAGGCUUAUUAAAUUACUUCCUUGUCCAUC